GAUCACUCAAUGAACAAUGAGCUGAACAAGGCGAUACUUUGUCAAUAUUGUUCUCUCUCUUUUGUUCCUCUCUUUUCGAUCCAACUCGACCUCCCAAAAAGUGAACCGAGCCCACUAGAAGUCACACGUUCGUGCCUUCAAAGUCGAAGGGUCAGCUUCAGCCAACGAAACUCAGGGUUCCGAGUUUGUCAACCACGGAAAGUGUAGGCGUGGUCAGUGGCUGAAUAUGUCAGAGGCCAAGUCCCUUGAGGUCCUCCAGGCAGCUGGAGAUAUUGUUCUUGGCGCAGCUGGAUCUGCAAUUCCCCCCUCGGUGAAAUUGGACCACCUGGUUCGCUACUUGGGAACAUGGUCUGGCAGCGAUAAACUCAUGAUGCUCGUCCAGUACACUGCUAAACUCUCUGCGUUGCCGAUGACUCGGUAUGCUGAGGCAGAGCAUCGUUUGGGUCGUCGCCUGGCGCCUGCUUCCCCCACCGCUGAAGGGCUGUUCAAAUUUGCAGGGCAGCUUAGCCUCUCUCGGCGCGUCUCCGGUCUGUGGGGCCUGCUCGCCAUUCUCAAAGGCAUCUCAGCCCUUGAGCGCAACCCCGCGACUUCCAGCCUCCAGCUGACCCUCCAACGUCUCCAAGGGCUUUCAAUGCUCAUUUAUUACCCACUCGAAUACCUCGCUUUCUUCUCAUCUCCGUUUGCGCCCGUCAUUCCUCCACGCAUCAUCUCGCCGUCUCAAUCCACCAAGAUUCAGAUGUGGAGCAUUCGAGCCUGGGGUGUUUACGUUUUGCUUCAGGUAUGGAUAUGUGCGAAUGAACUGGGGGAGCUAUCUUGGAAGGAGGACGCAUUCAGAAAGGCGCUUGAAGAGAAGUUGGAAGAAUUAGAGAAGGUGGAGGGGGAGAAAGGCAAGGUCAAAAGUGAUUUAGAGAAAGUGCUGAAGAGAAAGAAGCAGGUUAGGUACCAAUUGAUAGCAAAUGCUUCUCGCCUGCCUGUCAUAUUGCACUGGUCCCUGGUCAAAGGAUUCUAUAAGAAUGAGUUUUGGACGAACUUUUACUCUUUCAUUUCCGCCGUUGCAGCCUUUCGAGGCGGAUGGGAAGGGUCGCGAUUGCCGUCACCCAUGCAUUGAUGACGUUUGACAGAAUCACACUGCUCUCUUCGGGCUGCUGCAAUAUUAUUCUCGUGGAGAAUUAGCUUAGAUUCUAACUUAAGUGUGUAUGUGAAAAUUGUUGGACGUCUAGACACUAUGGUCUGCGCCAAAAUUAGCCAACUGUGACUCGAUAUUCUCCCACAUUUUGAUGCAGCUGUCCAAGAUCAAUCUCUCGUUGAGAGCAAAUCGUACUGCGAUCUCUGUCCGUCGCCGAUAUC
Messenger RNA from Cantharellus anzutake, 1347 nucleotides. RefSeq lists its product as uncharacterized. Gene Ontology annotation, cellular component: peroxisomal membrane. Gene Ontology annotation, biological process: peroxisome fission. NCBI's taxonomy places the organism in Eukaryota, Fungi, Basidiomycota, Agaricomycetes, Cantharellales, Hydnaceae. The coding region runs from base 227 to 1108 and encodes 293 amino acids. The transcript is spliced from 6 exons. The record is from RefSeq and is a predicted model, not a curated record.